Molecule: messenger RNA, 3797 nt
Organism: Lymnaea stagnalis (great pond snail)
Lineage: Eukaryota; Metazoa; Mollusca; Gastropoda; Lymnaeidae
Source: the annotation of a GenBank genome assembly
AUGUUGGGUCAAGGGAAGAGAUCCAAGCGUCUGCCGGCGACGACGUGUGCCUCGAAUCACGAAUUCACUAGCGAGGGUUUGGAUGGAUGUGAGUCAGAAUCCACGCUAGACUGCGUGGUUGGGGACUCAGAUUCAGAGUCUUUUGAUCGGAGAUCGUUUCUCAGAACUUUGCUAGGAUACCAAGAUACAGAUUCAAAGGGGGCACCGAACGGGUCACCCAAGGACCUCAACAAUGAAGAAAAUCAGACAGGUGUGAUUGCUAUGGCAAACAUAAUUACCCCAAAACCUGAUAUGUGGUAUCCAGGGGCAGUGGAUCAGAUAACUGCCCCUUUACCAAUGGAGGUGAAACAAAAUGAUGAGCCUGUCAAUGGUCGAGUUUGUGAACAGGGAGAUCAGAGACUGGUGGACUCGCGGGAUGUCAGACUCGUGCAGUUUAAUGCACUUCCUGAACUACUUCGUACGGAAAAGAAAUGCACAGAGACACCGAGUGAUCCGGAAUUCAUAAGUUCAGCGCUGUCCAGAUUGGUAGUUCAAGGUCAGUCAGUCCCACUGAAGAAGAAAUGCUCCCUCGAUUCCGCAUUGGCAGCCACCAGGAGGGAAGAGAACGUCAGUGGCCGCCUUGAGAAACCACAAACUCAAUUGUCUCCCAGUGCACACAGUUUUCAGUGGUCGUGUUCUGACGAGCGAAACCUACGAGAUCAAAAUCAGGUACACGUCACCCAGGAAGCCGCACCGAACAACGAUAUCUUGACCCCUCCAAGAAUUUCCUCAGGUAAAAAAAUCAGCAGCCUUGAUGAAGCGCAGAAAACAAGUCCUGCUUAUACACAAGAGGUGCGUCGGCAAAGAUACUUGAAGAAAGACUCUCAGGCGGCCAUGGAAAAUUCCGCCAUGACGGUACUCAACUACCAAGAACACACCAAGGAGAAAAAUAAAGAUUCCAAACCCCCCAUAUAUAGACCAUCUGCUCAAAACGAUCAUCAUUUUGAUGAGGUGUUUAAAAAUUUUGAACACGAGCAAUGGAAAUGCACCGAAAGCUGUGGCCGAUUCUUCAACUGGGAAAAAAUUAAAUUGCCACCUCCGUUUCCAACCGGUAAUAUAAAUUUGGCAGAGAGUCCCGUCCGUUCGGCGUCCUGGGUUGAGGUCUUCAGGUCAGUCUCGCGUCAAUCAGGUUAUUCUACACCCUCGGACGAAGCGGUUCCGGAAAAAGGCAGCCAGCAGUCGACAGAGGAGUCACACGACACAAGGAUUAUCCAUGCCGUCCAGGAAGACAACACGGCUUUAAACGUUGAGGGGGCCAAUGUCGUGAACUCGCCCGCAUAUAUGUCGGCCGACUUGGAGAACACCAACACAGAUAGCAGGACAGAGGAGAACCAUGCAAACAGAGACGAAUUGUUGGUUCACGCCACUAACAUGAUCCAAGUCGAGAUGGGUGACGAUCUCGUUGGCGAGUUGGAUCCAAAAGACAAUCAGAUGCUGGAGGUGUUCAUCGACGGCCAGAGAGCCGGGACGUCAAACCUACUACUGAUCAACCCAUCGUGUAUAUUCUACAAAACGCCUCAGUACAUCAACCCAACGGCAAAAUACAGAUGCCCCGACAGGCAGUUCUUGAAGAUGCUGAGAGGCACUGACCUCCUCCAAGCCGUAGGGCUGGACAAACAGCGUCUGCUGUCAUGUCUUCAAUCGGUGACCAGAUCACGCACCUACAUUCCAUCGUUCUACAUUCGCUCGCUGAAUCCAGUGGAGAUCACACCAGCGGUGGUGGAGCUCCACAAAUGUGCCGAUGUUGUCCCUUGUUUUGACAACUCUGUCAAUAUCCAGACGUUUCCCGUCUUCUACACACACAGUAGUGGGAGGCUGAUACAGAGGUAAUCACACUAUUGUUUCCAUUUAUUUGUACAUCUCCUCUCAUUCUCUCUCUAAAAUUUCGUAUACAUGUUUUUAUUCUUUACAUGGCAGUGGGAUGAUUGUACAGACGUAGUCUUUAUACUUACAUGUCCACCAACAUAGAAACGUAUUGUCUGUUUUGUUGUUGUUAGCAUAGUUCGUCGUGCAACUUUACUACUUGCAAAAUCGUUAUUAUUUGAAUCUAUUUGCGAUCAUCUUAGAGUGUCGAUAAAUGUUUAUGAUAAUGUGCUCAAAAUUUUUCCUGUGCACAUGUCAUUUUAAGACACCCCCCCCCCCAAAUAGGUUAAUCAUCCUAUUAUCCUUAAAUACCCCAGUAAGGGUAAAUAUAUAUAUAGAUAGCAUGAUAGAAAAUAUGAAUAAGAAUUGAAAUCCCAAUAAAAUCCCUUGUGUCUAUUUUCAGAGUUUUUACAGUGAACUAUAUUGCUCAAGGUCUAUAUUCCAUGGAAAACUCGGAACCAGAGAGUCCCAGAAGUAGGGAGAACAUGUCAGAUCCUUCUGAGAUCAUUAAGGCAGCCAAGCUUAUCCAGUACUUGCCUGGUGUAGCGAGUCUGGCAUUGGUCAGUAAAAACUUGUACUUGUUUGCGGAUCAAUACACCAGCUACGAUGAGGCGCUCCAGUUUCUAACUAAAAUACACGAUCUCGUCAUGGGUCAAACCAUUGCCAAGUACUUUGAGAUCAUGUGUGGCUGGGUUCCCGUGUGCUUCAGAGACAAGGCGACUACUCUGUGUAGCAAAUGCCAGUCUAUGGAAGACGUUCGAGAAAAAGCCACGGUCAGAUUUCAUAUAGACAAUCCCCCGCCGUCGAGCACGGGAGGGGACGGUUUGAAACAACCAGCAAUAUACUGCCACCAUUGUGGAGACUCCAUGAGGUUUGAAUACGAGGGUGAUCAUGAAAUGACCGUGCUAAUGAAAACAAGAUGGGACAUUAACUGCGACGGCCUGGCCAUCCCAGUGUGCACCAAGCCUAACAGUAAGAAAAAAGUGUCCAUGCUCCCAGGUAUUAGACAGCAUAAAGUCACGUGUGUACGCAGCCAGCACAGCGAUAGGGACUUGCAGCACCGAAGGUCUUUCAGCCUUCCGGCCAUCUCCAAGUGUAAGAUUCCUCCAAGCAAAGCCAAGGUGUCCAUGCCGGCCCCAUCUCACUCAUCACCAUCCAUGUACAACCAAGAUUGGUGGUGGAAGGAAGUAGAGUACCUGAGGCACAAGGAGAUGGAAGACUUUAAGAAGGAAUAUUUUCUACAGCAAGAACAAAUUCAACAGGAGGAGGAUGAGCGCCUGGAGCUACAAAGGUUACAGCAUCAACAGAGGUUGAGAGAAAUCAAACAGGAGCUACAGUUACAGCAGUCGGGUCUGGGCAGCCAAGGUGAGAAUGAGACCGCACACACCAAGCCAGGCAUGGCCACGCCCAACCACACGGUGCUGACUACGCCCAAUCUAUCGGACCCGUCCACACCGAGCCGGCAGGUUGGGAGCACACCGAGAGGAGGGAGGACGCCUUCCGUGACCAAACAGAAAUCAGACGAGAUCGAGUGCAUGCCGCCUUACGUCAUGCGAAUGGGGGCAAAAAGCACAAUGAACUGGGUGAAGAAAUACGUCGAAUCACCUGCGCAAAUCUCCAACGUUGGUGGUUACACCGAGAAGAAACUGACCGGUAGAUCAAUCAUCCCACCUCCCUUCUCUUUCAAAGAACAGAAACCGGUCCCCAUAAGACGGACCAAUCAAGUUCUGAAGAAGAAAAUCGAUCAGCUCUUGACCGGGACAACGAACAGUAAAAUCAGGCAACAGAUUGCCCCAUUGUCUGUGCCGAGGAUCGGAGCCAUUGCCAAAAAUAAGAGUGUCAAAAUGUGCAAGUCCAAGAGCAGCGUGUCCACUGACGCGACCAGCAGUGCCAGC